Vitis riparia (riverbank grape) is the source of this 3463-nucleotide messenger RNA. Its product is annotated as probable leucine-rich repeat receptor-like protein kinase At1g35710. Gene Ontology annotation, molecular function: ATP binding; protein binding; protein kinase activity. The transcript is spliced from 4 exons. Bases 1 to 3462 code for a protein of 1153 amino acids. Gene Ontology annotation, biological process: protein phosphorylation; hormone-mediated signaling pathway. NCBI's taxonomy places the organism in Eukaryota, Viridiplantae, Streptophyta, Magnoliopsida, Vitales, Vitaceae. The record is from RefSeq and is a predicted model, not a curated record. Gene Ontology annotation, cellular component: plasma membrane.
AUGGCCCUUCAAUAUCUUUCAUCCUAUUCCUCACUCUCCCAACUCAUCACCAUUCUUUGCUUCUAUAUCAUUCUUCAUUUCCCUUUUUAUUCAUCGUCGUCAUCAGUUCAUAUCUCCUCUACAUCUACUUCUACUCCUCCCACUUCUCCUUUGAUUAUUGAGCAAGGAAAAGAAGCACUCACUCUUGUAACAUGGAAAUCCAACCUUCAUACUCAAUCACAAUCUUUCCUUUCUUCUUGGUCUGGAGCUUCCCCAUGCAAUCAUUGGCUUGGAGUUACUUGCCACAAGUCAGGAAGUGUCUCCAGUUUAAACCUUCAUAGUUGUGGUCUAAGUGGUACGCUCCACAAUCUCGAUUUCUUUUCACUCCCUAAUCUUCUGACUCUUAAUCUUUCUAACAACUCCUUCUAUGGAACCAUUCCCACCCACAUUGGUAAUAUUUCCAAAUUGAUCACCAUCCUUGAUUUGGGUUUGAAUAACUUCAAUGGUCCAAUCCCUCAUUCAAUAGGAAACUUGAGGAAUUUAACCACUUUGUACCUUUAUGAGAAUGAGCUUUCUGGUUCGAUCCCUCAAGAAAUUGGAUUGUUGAGAUCUCUUAAUGAACUUGACUUGUCUGAUAACAAGAUCACUGGUCCAAUCCCUCAUUCCAUAGGAAACUUGAGGAAUUUAACCACUUUGCACCUUUUUCAAAAUGAGCUUUCUAGUUCGAUUCCUCAAGAAAUUGGAUUGUUGAGAUCUCUUAAUGAUCUUUCUUUGUCAAUUAACAAUCUCAGUGGUCCCAUCCCGCCUUCCAUAGGAAACUUGAGGAAUUUAACCACUUUGUACCUUUAUGAGAAUGAGCUUUCUGGUUCGAUCCCUCAAGAAAUUGGAUUGUUGAGAUCUCUUAAUGAACUUGACUUGUCUGAUAACAAGAUCACUGGUCCAAUCCCUCAUUCCAUAGGAAACUUGAGGAAUUUAACCACUUUGCACCUUUUUCAAAAUGAGCUUUCUAGUUCGAUUCCUCAAGAAAUUGGAUUGUUGAGAUCUCUUAAUGAUCUUUCUUUGUCAAUUAACAAUCUCAGUGGUCCCAUCCCGCCUUCCAUAGGAAACUUGAGGAAUUUAACCACUUUGUACCUUUAUGAGAAUGAGCUUUCUGGUUCGAUCCCUCAAGAAAUUGGAUUGUUGAGAUCUCUUAAUGAACUUGACUUGUCUGAUAACAAGAUCACUGGUCCAAUCCCUCAUUCCAUAGGAAACUUGAGGAAUUUAACCACUUUGCACCUUUUUCAAAAUGAGCUUUCUAUUAACAAUCUCAGUGGUCCCAUCCCGCCUUCCAUAGGAAACUUGAGGAAUUUAACCAAGUUAUAUCUUUCUGAUAACAAAAUCAAUGGCUCAAUUCCUCCCGAAAUGAGACACCUUACACAUUUGAGAUCUUUAGAGUUAUUUGAGAAUAAUUUGACUGGCCAACUACCGCAUGAGAUAUGUGUCGGUGGAGUACUUGAAAGUUUUACAGUUGAAGGAAACCAUCUUACUGGAUCUAUCCCAAGGAGCUUGAGAAAUUGCACUAGCUUGUUAAGAGUUAGGCUAGAAAGAAACCAACUCGCAGGAAAUAUAACAGAAGAUUUCGGUAUGUACCCGUAUUUAAUUUAUAUUGAUCUGAGCUACAACAACUUGUAUGGUGAGCUUUCACAUAAAUGGGGGCAGUGCAAUAGCCUGACAAGCUUGAAAAUCUCCAAUAACAAUAUUUCUGGUAUGAUACCACAUCAACUUGGGGAGGCAACCAAACUAGAACAACUUGAUCUCUCUUCAAAUCGUCUUGUUGGGGAGAUACCAAAAGAAUUGGGUAUGUUGAAGUCAUUGUUCAAUUUGAUGAUAGACAACAACAAACUUUCAGGCAACAUUCCUUUGGAAUUAGGAAAUUUGUCCAAUCUCGCACUUCUUAACUUGGCAUCAAACCAUUUAAGUGGCCCAAUUCCCCAACAAGUCCAAAACUUUCGGAAAUUGUUGUCCUUGAAUUUGAGCAAUAAUAAGUUUGGGGAGAGCAUUCCCGCUGAGAUUGGGAAUGUGAUCACUCUUGAGAGUCUUGACCUUUGCCAAAAUAUGCUGACAGGAGAGAUACCACAACAACUCGGAGAAUUACAAAGCUUGGAAACAUUGAAUGUCUCCCAUAACAACCUCUCGGGUACCAUCCCACCCACUUUUGAUGAUUUGCAAGGCUUGACAUCCAUAGAUAUAUCCUAUAAUCAGUUGGAAGGUCCGCUACCCAACCUCAAAGCCUUUCGAGAUGCUCCAUUUGAGGCAUUAAGCAAUAACAAAGGUUUGUGCGGUAACAUCACUGGUCUCGAGGCAUGCAACACCGAUAGAAAGAAGGGGAACAAAUUUUUUAUUUUGAUUACACUCCUUAUUUUGAGCAUUCUAUUGCUUUCAUUUAUUUCUUAUGGAAUUUAUUUUCUUCAUCGAAGGGUAAGGAGUAGAAAAAUUAAUUCUAGAGAAGUAGCAACUCAUCGAGAUUUAUUUGCAAUUUGGGGCCAUGAUGGGAAAAUGUUAUAUGAACACAUCAUUGAAGGGACUGAAGAUUUCAACUCAAAAAAUUGUAUUGGCACUGGAGGAUAUGGAACUGUUUACAAGGCCGAGUUGCCUACAGGUCAAGUUGUUGCUGUGAAAAAACUUCACUCAACACAAGAUGGAGAUAUGGCUGAUCUGAAAGCUUUCCAAAGUGAGAUUCACGCUUUAACAGGCAUACGACAUCGCAACAUUGUCAAGCUUUAUGGCUUUUGUUCAUGUUUACAAAACUCAUUUUUGGUUUAUGAGUUCAUGGAAAAGGGAAGUUUGAGAAACAUUCUAAGCAACAAGGACGAAGCAAUAGAGUUUGAUUGGGUUUUGAGGCUAAAUGUUGUCAAAGGCAUGGCUGAAGCUUUAUCUUAUAUGCACCAUGAUUGCUCCCCUCCUUUAAUUCACCGAGACAUAUCAAGCAACAAUGUUCUGUUAGAUUCAGAAUAUGUAGCUCAUAUAUCCGACUUCGGCACAGCUCGACUUCUGAAGUCAGACUCAUCUAAUUGGACUUCAUUUGCAGGAACUUUUGGUUAUAUUGCUCCAGAACUUGCUUAUGGCUCAAAGGUGGACAAUAAAACAGAUGUUUAUAGCUUUGGAGUGGUAACAUUGGAAGCAAUUUUUGGAAAGCAUCCCGGGGAACUCAUCUCAUCGCUCUUUUCAUCAGCAUCCUCGUCAUCCUCAUCACCUUCAACUGUUUAUCAUUUACUGUUGAGUGAAGAGAUAGACCAACGUCUCUCACCUCCUAUGAAUCAAGUGGCUGAGGAAGUAGUGGUUGCAGUGAAGUUAGCACUUGCAUGCUUGCUUGCUAAUCCCCAAUCUCGACCAACCAUGCGACAAGUUUGUCAAGCACUCUCAACACGGUGGCCGCCAUUGUCAAAACCAUUCUCCAUGAUUACUUUGGGCGAACUGCUUGGUCAUGGAGGUGAAACUACUUGAG